GAUGGUGAGAUCAGGCUUCAGGCUUCGUGAGAGGUACUACGUCAAAUAUUUUUAUCAAUUGAAUAAAACAUUUUGUGUCUGUUUGUUUUUAGUUAUAAUGUUUGCCGUUCAAAGUUGAGAUGUUUUGUUUCUCUAAUUGGAUACAUACUGUGGUGCUAAAUUAUCUUUGGCUAUAUGAAAGUCCCGCGGUUUUGUUGAAUGCUAUGUUUACUAAUAUUUGACUACAAAUAAAUGGGUAUUUGAGUAGUCUUAUUAAUUUCCUGAUGCACUCGCUUUGCAAUAUUUCUGAUCAACAGAAGACAGCCAUGGCCAGUGCAGUGUGUUUACAACAGACCAACAGGGAGGAACUGAAGUACUUGUUACAAACUAUUAAAUUGUGUAAAAUUAAAAACCUUAGGAACAUGGUCGUGCUGGAAACACUGAAGGAAUGUCUUAGCAGAAGUGAGAAGCACCAGGGGACCGCAGCAAGUCAAACUAACAUUCCCUUAGUCGUCGUGAACAAGGUGGCCGAGCUCUUGAGCACGGACAGACUGUGCGGUGAUGCUGGCGUGACAGGAAGUGGAGAAGACACGGAUGAUGCUCCUGUCAACUUGCUGGGGCUGUCUGGCAGAAUGCUGGGCGGCAGGGGUUCCAACCUGCUGGGUUUCGAGAAGAAACUUGUCGCGGCCGCGGUGGAGCAGAGUCUGCUGAGAAAACAGCGCCGCCAUUCUCCUAAAAAAUUCACUUCCGAAAAAGCUUAUGACAGUCCUGAUAGAGAAAUAACAGAAAACAUACUUUCUGAUCUUGUGCUGCAUAACCAUGAGGUCGUGCAAAACCACUGGGCAAAGAUGAAUCAGCUUCUUGAUCUGGAACAGCGGGUUUUAAGACAAAUCCUUCCCCAGAAGAUUACUUGUCUGGAAAGUGAACUAGAGAUGUGCCAAGCGCAGAAGAGAUGUUUGGAUGCAGCCAUUUUGGACAUCAUCCUGAAUGAAGUGCCAAGGUACUCAAAUGCUUUGAAGAUUGUGUACAAGCAAAUGAAAGACGACAAUGAUGUGUUGAGGUCGGAAAUCCACAGAAUGAAGAACUUGCUGGUUGCCUAUCGAGAGCUGAAGGGCACUAGGUUUGACAUGCUGCUCCUAAAUUACAAGAAAGUACUUAAGGAAAUUGAACAUACUAAUUGGGGUCUACAGAACUUGAAGUAGUUCAAAUAAUUAAUGUUAUGUUGUAAAAGUUAAUCAGGAUAUUUGAUAAAUUAUAUGUUGAAAAAAUAAAGAGAGUGACACUUCUUUUGCUUGCUAAAAAUUACUUUAGUUAAAUUUAUUACAUAAACAAUCAUAGCUGGCCGGCUAAAAUAUAUGUGCCUAUGAUUUAUUUUUAUCAUUUUUUAAUAUGUUUAAAAGGAAAUAUAACAUUAAAAAAAUUUCUUUACUUUUAAAUUGUGCAAUUUGUAAGAUAUAUACAUAUAUGGUCAAAGUAAAUAAAAAACUGUAAUGUAAACAGUAGUAUGUAAAGAUUGUAUAGAACAGCUCAUGGAUGAUGUGUUAAAAUUAAGUUUUAGUAUUUUUUUAGUGUAACAUGUGUGGUAUUAAUGAAAAAUAGUUUAAUUUUUGCUGUUUCACUUUCCGUUUAGUGCCUGAAUACAUGCUCGUCGCUAACACAGUUCCUCCUAUGAUGAUGGACUAGCAGAUCACCCGUUGCCCCAUUGGUCAAAGGAGUGGCAGCCACGUUAUCUCGUCUCCUGAACAGAAUGUCUAUCUUUCGCUGGUAAAAACUGGGAAAUUAUGUGCUUGGUACUAAUACGCCCAGCAUAAUACUUUGAGAGUAUCCAAUAAGUAGUGCUUAAGCUGAGAAUAAAAAAACAGUGAUUGAACAAUAGUA
This is a messenger RNA of Bacillus rossius redtenbacheri, 1857 nucleotides long. RefSeq lists its product as uncharacterized. Bases 264 to 1181 code for a protein of 305 amino acids. The record is from RefSeq and is a predicted model, not a curated record. The transcript has 4 exons. Lineage: Eukaryota; Metazoa; Arthropoda; Insecta; Phasmatodea; Bacillidae.